GGGCAGGGCGGAACCUCAGUCACAGGUAGUCAUGAAGAUAUUCUUAUUGAAUGAACAAGCUCAUUUUGGGUUAAAUGAAGCACCUACGGCAUUUUUGAACGAACUGUGGAUAUGUUAAAGUAACUGGCUGCGACUCAAAUAGUGAUAUCUGCAUUUAUGUGCCCACAGCUGUCUUUGUUCAUCAGACUACUGCAGGAGAACACCAGCUAUGGGAAUCUUUCAGAAGACAAAGAACGCUUUCAAAUGCGUGCUUUGUUUUCCAAUUGCUUUCACGGUGCUCUACUUCACAUCUCCGUCUUUGAGAAUUUUAAUUGGUCUCCUACCUAUGGAGAAAUGUUCUCUGGAAAGUGCAGAGAUGCUGAGUCUGGACAACAGAGUCGACGCCAGCCUGAAGCUUUGGUCUAGACGAGAUGUGCUGACAUGCACGACUUGGAAAGCUCCUGUUAUCUGGGAGGGGAUGUUUGACUCUAAUCUCUACGACCAGUUUCACAAACAGAAGGGAACUUCUGUCGCUCUGACCGUGUUUGCAGUGGGCAGGUACCUGGACGCUUACCUCAACACCUUCCUGAACUCUUCAGAACGUCACUUCAUGUUGGGUUUGCCUGUGACGUACUAUGUAUUCACUGACAUGCCAGAGAAGGUGCCAGACAUCAAGCUUGGUCCUCAGCGAAGCCUGAAAGUGAUUAAAGUGGAGAAGCACUCCAGGUGGCAGGACAUCUCUAUGAUGCGAAUGAGGUCAAUCUCAGAUAUCAUAGAGUCGGAUAUUCGCCACCACUCCACACAUAUCUUCUGUUUCGAUGUGGAUCAGGUGUUUACCGGGAGAUUUGGCCCUGAGGCUCUGGGAGAGUCUGUGGCUCUGCUGCAUGCCUACUACUACCGCCUCCCAAAGAGGUUUUUUACCUACGACCACAACCCCAAAUCCAAGGCGUACAUGGAAACCGGGGAUUUCUAUUACCACGCUGCCAUCUUUGGAGGCUCAUGGAGAAGUGUGAAAGCUUUGACUGAAGCCUGCUACCAAAGCAUCAUGGAGGAUAAAAAUCAUAAUGUGGAGGCUCUGUGGCACGACGAGAGUCAUCUAAACAAGUACUUUUGGUUACACAAACCAAGCAGAGUGCUUUCCCCAGAGUACUGCUGGGACCCCGACAUUGGCUACAGGAGAGACAUUCAAGUCACCCGACUACAGUGGGCACCGAAACAUUAUGAGACGCUGCGCAGAUCCUAGUGUGUUUUAGGUAUUUGUGAAGAAAUUCCAAACUACAUGUAAUUAACUUCAGGUUAUCCUGAACUGACAACAUGGUUUACAGUAAAUCCUCGUCCAUGUCCUCAUUCAAAUGCUUCUUUAUCAGUUCUGUCGGUCUGUUACUCCAAUUACAUUUACAGAGGAUGAUAUUUUAUUAUUUACCAAAUAAAUACUUGUUCAUGGACAGUUGAAUUCACCCUGAGGUGUAAAUAAUGCAUUGUGCCUAGUAUAUAAAUGAUCCGGUCUGCCUUUCCCUUUUUUUCAGAUGGAACUUGUGUAUCUGACAUGGUAACAACUAAUCCCAUUCACUUCCAUCCAUGCAUGCAUUUUAUACCAGGUACCAGCUGGCAUGUUCAGUGUUUGUUGUUCACUGAGAUGGACGGCAUGGGGAUGGGAUCAGUUGUGAUGAUGAUUUGGUAUGAGAGAUAUGAGACAUAGCAAAACUCUUAAACAAGGUUUUAAGUGGACUGAAAUUACAAAGUUAUAUUAUAUAUUUUUUCCUUUUAAUUCUCCAGUUGACUUACUAGUUGAUAGUUUCUUAUACUGAUCAUGUAUAAAAUGUUUAAUUAGCUUAACCAUUCAGUUAUUAAAAAGUACUGUAACUCAGGACUGUGUAAAUCAACUGUUGAUGUGAUCAUUUGUGUUUCUUAUGAUUGUAUAAGCUCUGGAGGAUGUUUAGGCAUUACAACAGUACCUGAUGAGAUUUUUUCAGCAGAUGUUGAAGUUAUAUUAUUCUAUUGCUGUUCUGUAACAAAGUCAGCUGUAUUUGUUGUUUGUUUUUAAAGAUGUGGUACUGAAAUGUUCUUUUCUAAAACUCUUUCAAUAAGAAAUGCACAACAACAAAACUCA
Messenger RNA from Mugil cephalus (flathead mullet), 2089 nucleotides. RefSeq names its product alpha-1,3-galactosyltransferase 2-like. Gene Ontology annotation, cellular component: Golgi apparatus; vesicle; membrane. The transcript has 6 exons. NCBI's taxonomy places the organism in Eukaryota, Metazoa, Chordata, Actinopteri, Mugiliformes, Mugilidae. Gene Ontology annotation, biological process: carbohydrate metabolic process. Gene Ontology annotation, molecular function: hexosyltransferase activity. The record is from RefSeq and is a predicted model, not a curated record. The coding region runs from base 209 to 1222 and encodes 337 amino acids.